This is a messenger RNA of Nematocida major, 2544 nucleotides long. RefSeq lists its product as uncharacterized. The transcript has a single exon. NCBI's taxonomy places the organism in Eukaryota, Fungi, Microsporidia. Bases 1 to 2544 code for a protein of 847 amino acids. The record is from RefSeq and is a predicted model, not a curated record.
AUGAGAUUGCGUUUUGGAGGAUUAUUAUGCGGACUUCUUGCAGCAGCGCGGAUGACAAAAUGCAUAUACAUGACGCACAAAGAGAUGCUGGAGUGCCAGAACAAGGAGGUGGGCCGCAUGGGCGGAGAGUCCGUGUAUGUGAACACGCGCUGGGGCGGGCACCCGGUGUGCAUAGCACAGAUUUGCCGGCUGGGACAUGCGUACAAAAUGCGGGCGUACUCGUGCAAGGUGAACACAAGCUUCAGUCUGUUGCCGGACAGCAAACCGAACAACUACUUAGACAAGCAUAUAUAUACGAGAGAGCCGGAGAAGGACGGGCUGCAUUCGAGAGUGGUUGCUCGCAAAGGUGGAUACAGCAUGAAGUUCCACAGGGCGCUGCUGCAGAUGUUUGGGCUGCGGAAAUCUAGCGGGCCAGAGUACGACUGCCUGACAGUUGAGUGCGCGCGACCAGGCUCUUUUAUUCAGCUCCUCCGGGAGGGCUGCAAGACGCAAAAAGAGGCGCACUAUGUGCUGGCAGCGCUGCUGCUCCUGUGCGAGGGCGUCGACGUGCCGAUUGAGCUGGCCAAAGACAGAGUGGCUAUAAGAAAAAGAAAAGGCAGCAAGGACGUGCUGGUUGAUGCCCGCAUAGGAGGGGCAGCUUUAGACGGUGUGGAAGGGCGGCUUUCCGAGGCUUGUCAGGUGAUAAACUUCUUCAAGCGGUACAGAGAUACACACAAGAUGCCAAGCAGGUAUGAGGGCUUCCAGUCGGGCGACUUUCUGGAGAGCCCGCAGCUCCUUAUUCUCACGUACAUCGGCGAGUACGUGAACAACGCAGAGGAGCUUAUGUCUGUGAUGGAGUGUGCGUUCAAGCUUGUGGAAGGCAUGGGCCUGGCAGAAAGCUUAAAAGACCCGGACAGCGUGGUCAGCCGGCUGUUUGUGCCUGCGAGCCGUCUGCCCGAGGCCCAGGCGUAUCUCGCGCCAUUUCUAGAGACGUUUCCUACUUUAACGGCCUUGGAGCAUUUAGAAGAGUUUAAGAGCUUUCAAAACGAAGUAAGCAUGGCAGUCCAAAAAAAAGAUGCCCCGAAUGCAGAAGAGGAGUACUUUGACGACCGCGGCACGAACUGCAGGUUUAUUAUGGACUGCUUUCUCUUGCUGUUUCUUUCGGUUGACUCCGAAAAAAAAGCAUACAGCCUGGAGGGCCUUCUGAGCGGGGCCGAGAACACAGAGGAGGUGAAGAAAACCAGGGCGUUUUUGGAUGAGCUGCAGGCGUGCAUUGAAAAAAAGUGCUCUUCUUUGGGGUUUCCCAAUGUCACACAACAGCAGAGGUACAGGGACCUGUGGCUCAAGAUGAACACGCAGUUUAAGGAGGCGCUGGGAGAUGCCGCGCCGACAUUCCUAAACAAGAUGCGCGUGCUUGCGCAGAUGGCUGGGCGGCCGCAGGUCGUGGUGAACAAGCUGGCAGCACACCAAGCGGCGAUGGAUGCGGAAGGAAGCACAGAGUUGACCCCUGAGGCAAUCGAGAGCGUUCGGGCGCUGCUGUGCUCGAUAGCAGUGAACAAGCGCAUGGAGGUGACCAUUCAGAAGCAAUUGGAAGGCUCUGAGCCCAAAGGCUAUCUUUUUAUAGUAAAGCAUGUGAAAUUAGGUCCGCGUAUCGAGCAAACUCUGGAUAUGUCGUUCCGUGAAAGCAGCUCCUCGAAGAUAUCUAUUUGGCCGGCAUGGUUUAGCACCUCUGGCAAAUUGCAGAAGAAUCUGGGCGUGGCGCCCGCAGAAUACAGGCAGCAUAGGCGGUUCUCAAGCUUUGUGCUUGCAGAGUGCAUGCACCAGAUGGCGACAGGGGCAGCCGCACGGAGCCUUUCAGACACAGCAACCAAAGAGCUGUGGGUGGCCGCUGGAAAGGCUGUUGAGCAAAGUGCGGACAGGCCGAAUAGGGUGCUUUUGGCGCUGCCGGUUGCGGGCAAGAACAUCAGAAAAGAGCUUGUCUCUGCGCUUGUACUGUAUGCCGAGCAGAACAAGAUUGCGCUGACUCCAAAACACCCAAUAAGCCGGCUGGUUGCAAACGUGAUAGGGGGCAUUGCUUUUGUUAGUGAGGAUGCAUGGCAUGGUGGGACCUUGGGGGUGCUUGUAGUCACCGGGACUCUGCAUAAAAUGUGUCCAAGGGUGCAGCUGUCUGAAAAGCUGCAUCGGAAGAUUUGGUGUUCGCAGAAAUUUAUCGACUAUAACGGGCCGUAUCCCGCUGAAGAGGCGGAUAGGAUUACACACAAAAGCAUAAUGCAGUAUUUCCGGGGAUACGCUGUGAUGGCAGGUGAGCCGCUGUACAUGUGCAAGGUUCUGAAAGUGGCUGCUGAAGGGAUCUAUUGCAUAUUGUUUUAUGCGGCCGAUCCGUGCGAAGCGCUAGAAGAGAUCUACGUGCUUUUGCGGGCAGAGCACACGGGGGAGGAUUUGCAGAGGGCUGAGGGUCUGAUUGCGCAGCUGCAGCAGUCCUGGAAGGAAUACUUCCAGAAUAAGAAGGGGCUGUCGCAAAUGCAGUGUGAGACUUCCGCCAGAAGCAUGUUGAGUCAGAAAUGA